AUGAGUGACCUCUAUGCGCACCGCGAAGAGCAAAACAAUCAGAAAUUCGAACAGCUAGCUCAAACCUUGAGUCAGUUUCGUAAUACUGUGAACCGCGAUAUUCACGACUCUAUACAGCAAGAGAAUGGUCUACUUAAUCAAUUAAGUGAUAAUUUUUCAAAUUUGAUGCAACAAGUGAAAAGAACACUGGGUAAUUUGACCACAGUAAUGAAUCGAAAUAGCAGCCUUACAAGAAUCGUGGGGCUUAUCUUAUUAGGAUUCUUUGUCAUUUGGAUGCUAUUUAAAUUGUAUUAA
Molecule: messenger RNA, 294 nt
Organism: Lodderomyces elongisporus
Lineage: Eukaryota; Fungi; Ascomycota; Pichiomycetes; Serinales; Debaryomycetaceae
Gene: SFT1
Product: Sft1p
Exons: 1
Coding region: 1-294 (97 amino acids)
Source: RefSeq, a predicted model, not a curated record